AUGAAAAAUAAACAAUUCGAGGCGGCCGGUAUAUUGUUACGAAAUGGUCGUAUUAUAGAGGGUCAAGACGAGGAAAAAGUUCUUCAUUUAGCCUUCGAAGCCAGGCACGUAGAGGUGGUUGACACGAUUUUACAGCAUGAUAAGACCAUCUUUCUAUGGACGAAACUAUAUCCGGUUGUUAUCAGGUCAAGAGACCUUGAUAUCUUGGAAAUAGUUAUAAGAAGGACAGACAUCAAUCAGCAAGUGGAUUGUCGUGGUAGAACGCCUUUGCAACUGGCAGCUGAGAACGGCGACUUCGAUGUGGCACAAUUCUUGUUUAUCAGCGGUGCUGAUGUGAACGCAAGUAAUGAUCACCACCGGGAAAGCCUGAGCUACGCAGCUGAAGGCGGGCAUUUGGACGUUGUGAAGCUAUUGUUGGACUGCGGUGCUGAUUUGAACGCAACUGCUUGGGGUCGGGGAAUCCUGAGCCUCGCAGCUGAAGGCGGGCAUGCGGACGUUGUGAAGCUAUUGUUGGACUACGGUGCUGAUGUGAACGCGGCUGCUUGGGAAGGUCGGGGAAGCCUGAGCUAUGCAGCUGAAGGCGGGCAUUCGGUCGUUGUGAAGCUAUUGUUGGACCGCGGUGCUGAUGUGAACGCAACUGCUUGGGGUCGAGGAAGCCUGAGCUUCGCAGCUGAAAGCGGGCAUUCGGACGUUGUGAAGCUAUUGUUGGACUACGGUGCUGAUGUGAACGCGGCUGCUUGGGAAGGUCGGGGAAGCCUGAGCUAUGCAGCUGAAGGCGGGCAUGCGGUCGUUGUGAAGCUAUUGCUGGACCGCGGUGCUGAUAUGAACGCAACUAAUUAUUGGGGUCGGGGAAGCCUGAGCUACGCAGCUGAAGGCGGGCAUGCGGACGUUGUGAAGCUAUUGUUAGACUACAGUGCUGAUGAGAACGCAAGCGAUGAUGACAACUGGGGAAGCCUAAGCUACGCAGCUAAAGGCGGGCAUACGGACGUUGUGAAGCUAUUGUUGGACCGCGGUGCUGAUGUGAACGCGGCUGCUUGGGAAGGUCGGGGAAGCCUGAGCUAUGCAGCUGAAGGCGGGCAUGCGGACGUUGUGAGGCUAUUGUUGGACUACGGUGCUGAUGUGAACGCGGCUACUUGGGAAGGUCGGGGAAGCCUGAGCUAUGCAGCUGAAGGCGGGCAUGCGGUCGUUGUGAAGCUAUUGUUGGACCGCGGUGCUGAUGUGAACGCAACUGCUUGGGGUCGAGGAAGCCUGAGCUUCGCAGCUGAAAGCGGGCAUUCGGACGUUGUGAAGCUAUUGUUAGACUACGAUGCUAGUGCGGAAAAGGCUUUGGAAGCCCUUAGUUAUGCAAAACUUGCUGGUCGUUGGGGUAUUGCAAAGCUCCUCUUAGAGUGGAUAGAGAAAGAACCUGAAAUAGGGAACCGUGCAAAGCGUCAUAAAACCAAGUAA
This is a messenger RNA of Morchella importuna, 1446 nucleotides long. RefSeq lists its product as uncharacterized. The coding region runs from base 1 to 1446 and encodes 481 amino acids. The record is from RefSeq and is a predicted model, not a curated record. The transcript has a single exon. Lineage: Eukaryota; Fungi; Ascomycota; Pezizomycetes; Pezizales; Morchellaceae. Gene Ontology annotation, molecular function: protein binding.